AUGGCGAUUCUUGAGGGAUUUCUGAAAUCAAUAGCUGGAUUUCUGCAAACGAAAAAUGCUGGCGAACUCAAACACUACCUCAGAGUUGAGCCGCCUUUACCAGAUGAGUUUAUGCAACUUGCUAAGGAGCUGAAAAGCUCUUGGCAGAAUAGUGCCUCCCUUGAGGCAUAUGUAGAGAAGCUCAUUCCUGAGACGGACGAUGGAGGUGUAUGGACUGGUUUCCAGGUUUUCAUGAAAGAAUAUCUUGAGUUUUGGAGAGAUGUCAAUUUCGAUGAUCUCCUCGAGACGCAUUCGCAAUUGAGCGCUUUGGUGAACGCUUGUAUUACCGCCCUUUCGAAUCCUACAUAUGGGAUUGUUGUUUUACCCACUGUUAUCCAGCUGUCAGGAAACCUCGCCAAACUCGGGGUUAUGCUUGAUAGUCGUCCAGACUUGUUACGGAAACUUCGCAAGACGACUGACGAUCAAGCAGAAGGCGGAAAGACUCUCGUCGAAGGGACUGCUGAAUCAAUCCAAAGAGCUUUCACUGUAUGUCUUACUGAGAGAAGCUCAAAUCGCAAUGGUAUAGGACGCGAUGGACAACCAGAGGGUAAGAAAAUUGGAAUAUACUCCUUGGCAAACAUGGUAUUGAAACUACUCUUUCAGUGCCGCAAGACCAAAUUGGCAAAUCAAAUCUUCAUGAACAUCACUCAAAACUCUCCGCCACUAGCACUUUAUCCCGCCAGUCAAAGAGUUACAUACCUUUAUUAUUUAGGAAGGUUCCUCUUCGACAACAAUCACUUUUUCAGAGCUCAAUUAUGUCUUCAGUCUGCCUACGACCAGUGCCAUGCCAGGUGUAUAAAUCAGCGGCGCAAUAUUCUCAUCUAUCUUUUCUCAGCCAACAUGAUUUUAGGCCGUUUUCCAUCUAGGACGUUCAUGUCUCGACCGGAAGCAGCCGGUCUGUUGGAGAAAUUUGUGCCCAUAUCAAAAGCAAUCCGAAGGGGUGACAUGGUCGCGUUCAAACACGCUUUAGGACCUGAAUCCGGAAAUCAAGAGUGGUUUUUCCGUAGAGGGGUCUUCCUACCACUGCUCUCUCGCUGCGAAGUCCUAGUUUGGCGCUCACUUGCACGGCGUGUCUUCUUGCUCACCUACCAAUUUCCCACUGAUCCCCAGUCGCGAAAGGCACCGACUCUUGAUGUCACAGAUGUGCUAGCAGCGGCAAAAUACUGCCAAAAGACUUUAGAGGGGUGGACGCGACAGUCAAAUAAUCUGGUUCCGCCUCCAGGUGGCCCUAAAAAGCUCCGAGCGCAAGAGGGAGUCAUAUUCGGAAACAAGAUGCCGAAUGCUGUGGAAAUAGAAGCUGUACUUGCAAGUCUUCUACAGCAAGGAUUCCUCCAUGGCUUUAUCAGCCAUAAUCAAGAGAAGUUUGCCAUUCUCGGAGCAAAGCAACGUGGUCCACUUAAAGCUGGAUUUCCUGAAGUUUGGGAAGUUCUUAAAGCGCGUGCGGAACGCGAAGGAAGAAAUAGUGAAGUUCCUGGCUGGGUACAGAAUGAACGGAAGGGUGGAGGUGGAGUAAUUAACCUCAGUGGAAUUGCGCGGCCGGUGGGUAGCGGAUGA
Messenger RNA from Glarea lozoyensis ATCC 20868, 1593 nucleotides. RefSeq lists its product as uncharacterized. The transcript has 3 exons. The record is from RefSeq and is a predicted model, not a curated record. The coding region runs from base 1 to 1593 and encodes 530 amino acids. Gene Ontology annotation, cellular component: transcription export complex 2. Gene Ontology annotation, molecular function: RNA binding; double-stranded DNA binding. Lineage: Eukaryota; Fungi; Ascomycota; Leotiomycetes; Helotiales; Helotiaceae. Gene Ontology annotation, biological process: poly(A)+ mRNA export from nucleus; transcription elongation by RNA polymerase II; post-transcriptional tethering of RNA polymerase II gene DNA at nuclear periphery.